Molecule: messenger RNA, 3480 nt
Organism: Merops nubicus (carmine bee-eater)
Lineage: Eukaryota; Metazoa; Chordata; Aves; Coraciiformes; Meropidae
Product: transducin-like enhancer protein 4
Exons: 14
Biological process (GO): negative regulation of canonical Wnt signaling pathway; regulation of DNA-templated transcription
Cellular component (GO): nucleus; transcription regulator complex
Molecular function (GO): protein binding; transcription corepressor activity
Source: RefSeq, a predicted model, not a curated record
GUAGUAGCUGUAAAAUAAACCUAGGGAGGUGUGCCCUGAAAACCCCAAAACCAAAUUGCUAUACUGCACAGCAUGAUGUGGAACAGCAGCUGUCUAUAGAACCUCAAAAACCUGAGCAGGAAGAGCUAAAAUCGAUCAGUAAGGACUUUAGCUCUUCUGUAUCUCCCUCAGCCAGUUUCAGAACAGCAGAAAAGCACAGAAAUUCAACAGAUUAUUCUUCAGAUAGUAAAAAGCAGAAAACUGAAGAGAAGGAAAUAGCAGCUCGUUACGACAGUGAUGGUGAAAAGAGUGAUGACAACUUGGUAGUUGAUGUUUCCAAUGAGGAUCCUUCCUCUCCCCGGGGGAGCCCAACACACUCUCCACGAGAGAAUGGCUUGGACAAGACUCGACUGCUGAAGAAAGAUGCACCGAUUAGUCCAGCGUCUAUUGCAUCCUCCAGCAGUACUCCUUCCUCCAAAUCCAAAGAACUUAGCCUUAAUGAGAAAUCUACCACUCCUGUGUCUAAAUCAAAUACCCCAACUCCACGGACUGAUGCCCCAACUCCAGGCAGCAACUCCACUCCCGGACUGAGGCCAGUGCCUGGCAAACCCCCAGGUGUGGACCCUCUAGCUUCAGGUCUAAGGACACCUAUGGCAGUGCCGUGUCCUUACCCUACUCCGUUUGGGAUUGUGCCACAUGCUGGUAUGAAUGGGGAGCUGACCAGCCCUGGAGCUGCAUAUGCCGGUCUACACAAUAUUUCCCCUCAGAUGACUGCGCCAGCAGCAGCAGCAGCAGCUUAUGGGAGAUCUCCAGUAGUUGGUUUUGAUCCACAUCAUCACAUGCGAGUCCCAGGCAUCCCUCCUAAUCUCACAGGCAUCCCAGGAGGAAAACCAGCCUACUCCUUUCACGUUACUGCAGAUGGUCAGAUGCAGCCAGUUCCUUUCCCUCCCGACGCCCUCAUCGGUCCAGGAAUCCCUCGCCACGCCCGUCAGAUCAACACUCUGAACCACGGGGAAGUUGUGUGUGCAGUUACCAUCAGCAACCCCACAAGACACGUCUACACGGGUGGGAAGGGGUGCGUCAAAGUCUGGGACAUCAGCCACCCUGGCAACAAGAGUCCUGUCUCUCAGCUGGACUGCCUGAACAGAGAUAACUACAUCCGUUCCUGCAGAUUGCUCCCUGAUGGCCGCACCCUGAUUGUUGGUGGUGAAGCCAGCACAUUAUCCAUUUGGGACUUGGCAGCUCCAACUCCUCGCAUCAAAGCAGAGCUGACGUCUUCUGCUCCAGCUUGCUAUGCCCUAGCUAUCAGCCCUGAUUCCAAGGUCUGCUUCUCUUGCUGUAGUGAUGGGAACAUUGCAGUGUGGGAUCUGCAUAACCAGACUUUAGUAAGGCAAUUCCAGGGCCACACAGAUGGAGCCAGCUGUAUUGACAUUUCUAAUGACGGCACCAAACUAUGGACGGGAGGCUUGGACAAUACAGUCAGAUCCUGGGAUCUCAGAGAAGGGAGACAGCUACAGCAACAUGACUUCACGUCACAGAUCUUCUCACUGGGCUAUUGUCCAACUGGUGAGUGGCUGGCAGUAGGAAUGGAGAACAGUAAUGUCGAGGUGCUGCAUGUUACUAAGCCGGACAAGUAUCAGCUGCAUCUUCAUGAGAGCUGUGUGUUGUCACUCAAAUUUGCUCACUGUGGCAAAUGGUUUGUAAGCACUGGAAAAGAUAAUCUUCUUAAUGCCUGGAGAACACCUUAUGGAGCCAGUAUAUUCCAGUCCAAAGAAUCGUCAUCUGUUCUUAGCUGUGAUAUCUCUGUGGAUGACAAAUACAUUGUCACUGGCUCUGGGGACAAGAAAGCUACAGUCUAUGAAGUUAUUUAUUAGAGAAAAAUCUGAAUACAGACAGAACUCCUUCUCCUAGCACUUUGCUGUAUAUUUCUUUUUUUCUUUCUAAACUGCAAACUUAAAUGCUCAUCAAAUUGUGGAAUUUAUUUUUACCUUCUUAACUUGCUGUUGAUUUGUGAAUGCUCAUUAAGAACUUGUGAUACCAAAUUGUCAGCUAUCUACUUGGAAGAAGAUGGAAUAAGCAUACUUAACAGUGAACUUGACUCUUUAAUUAUGUAUUAUAGCUGUAAUGUAUUUAUUUUGUUUAUAGAAGGCUUUCUAACAAUGAACUGACUAAAUAAAGCUGCCUGGCCCAGCUUUAGUUUGAAAGGUGCAUUGUAUACUUUGUGUUUUUGCAAAUGGAUAAAUUGGGGAUCUUGGAGAAGGAUGUUCAGGACAUAGUUAAAGCUACACUAAAUAGACUUGUAGUUUCUAUUUAAAAAAAAAAUAAACUUUGUUAUAUUUUUUAGUCCUGUUCUUGGAUGAGACCUCUAAGUGUUACUACAGUAUAAUUAUUUGGUGGGAAGAUGCUGUAUCUUAACUAUUUUAGACAGUCUUGGAAACUUAGGAAAUUGCAAACUGUAGCCAGUGAUCUACAUGCCUGUGAUGAAUGGCAAAUUCAGUUCACAUCUAAAUUAAAUUCACUUUAAAUUAGAAUGUGCUAAUUUAUAUAUUUGCAAUGUUGAUAUAGCAUCUUGUGUACAGAUUUGUUCUCAAUGCUCUUCUGUUGAUAAACAUAAAGCAUUUUGGUGUCAAGCUAGGUUUUUUUAAUAUAAACACCUCUCUUUGUUAUAUUGUAGGGAGUACAAUAAGUUGCCUCAAAGAAUCACCUUUGUUACUUCUGGAAACUUUUGCAAUGUUUCCUUGAAAAUGGGGAUAUGUGUCUUUGGGCAAUUUUUCAAUUACAAGAGAUUAUGAAAAAUAUUUGAUAUGUUCUUUGGAAACUGCACUGAAAUAAGAAUGGAUGCCUACCAAUAUACAAACUACAAAAGCAAUGACCUCGAGGUAGGAUUUACAGGAGUACUCAUUCCAACAUACAAAAAGGAAUGGAUUCUCACUGGGAUAUGGACUUGCUUUGUUCGCCAGCAGUUCAAUCCAAGUGUUGAUUGGAUGUCCCUAAAAUGGACGCAGACUGAGCCAUUGUGCCAGAGACAACGUGUUAUCUUUUUAUGUUGUUGUUGUUGCUGUUAAACUAUGAUCUGUGACUUCUUUUUUUUUUUUUUUUUUUUGAAUGCUUUAAAAAAAAAUCUUUAAGUCUGUGGAUCUGCUGAUGUACAGUGCCUUUGCUGCUAUGGAUCAAAAUCAAAAGACCCGUGUAGAUAAAUCUUAUUGUAUAAGUAGAAAAUUACUUAAUUUCAUACUAGAAAUGGAUUGAUGCUGCAAGUUAAAAUGGACUGUUCAUUGAAGUUCCAAAUGUGGUAGCAAAAAAUGGUGUCUUAAGUGCUUAGUGUUUGAUGUCAUUAACAGUUUCGUAAUACUCUACAUUGUAGAAAGAUUUUGAUACUAAACUGUGUCAUUGUACAUAGUUCUAAUGCAUUGUAUUGACCACCAGUACUUCUAUAAUGGUAGAUUAUUGUUUGUGCAUUCAGACUUUUAAGCAUUAAACAUAAGUAACUUCUAAGAUGCA